AUUUUUUUUUUUAUCGGCAAAUGCAACCGAGCCGGCUGUGCGUCGUUGCGGUUUACCGUGGAAAAUAACAGAUGGCCUUGACCCGAUUGUGCCAUCAUUUUCUCGGCCGGCCAUGGGGAGCUUAAAGGUUACUCUCUCGAGUCCCGACUCGCUUUCGUCGGAACGAUCACCAUGUUUAUUCAUUCCCCGGACGUCUAAACCAGUGGAUGGUCACUAAGAUAGUACCUCCUUUAUCACAGGCUUCGAAAAGGUGGACAUUUUGUGGAAGAUUACAAUCAAAAACAGACAAAAUAUGUCCGUGUUCGUAGAAGCCAAUCCACCCGAGAUCCUUCGAGCCUCCCAAAAGGACGAAUCUUACAUCAACACUAUUAAGAGCGAAUUGGCUGAUAUUGUGCAACGUCUUUUCGGGAACCAGACAUGGUUGAAGGUCCAGUGGCUGUCAGACCUCUCCUGUGUCUUCCUCUACUACACCUUGACCACAUUACUUGACAAUCAAACCCUUGGAGAGGAGUAUGUAGGCCUCAUCCAAGUCGACUCUACAUUAAGGGCCCUUCCCUCUAAACUGACAAGGCUAACAGCCAUAGCCCUGCAAGUAUUAGGGCCACGGCUGUUCAGUCAAGUCAUAAAAAAACUGGACACCUGGCUUAGAAAUCCAGAACACAUUCCAGACUUAGCACCAAAAGCCAGAGAUUACAUAUUGCUACUGAUAGAACUGGUUCAAAGUAGCAAUUUCUGGGUUGGAAGGCUUAACUUGGUGCUUUUUUACAUGUACGGGAAAUACUACAGGCUUUCACAAAGAAUGGCCAACAUUCAUUACGUUUUUACAACAGACUACCUGAAGACAGAGAAUUAUAAUCCGACAUUCAAACUCAUUGGGCAAAUGGCCCUCACCCACCUCGCCCUGCUUUUAUUAAUGAAUACAGUUACCAAAUGGAAAAAUACCUCUACUAUACAACAAUCCAGUGCAAUUACGACGGUGGACAGUUCAAAUGAAAAGUUUGGCAGUGCAACAUCCUCAACUGUGGCAAAAUGCUCUCUAUGCUGGGAUUCCCGCAAAAAUACUGCCUGCACACCAUGUGGGCACCUCUUUUGCUGGCACUGUAUUUUGCAAUGGUUGCAAACCAAGCAUGAGUGUCCUCUUUGCAGAGAAAGUGUGCAACCUUCAAGAAUUGUGCCAUUGUUGAAUUAUGAAUGAUCUAUGUCAGACCACAAAAACUUAUUGAAAUUUGUGAACAAAUUUCCAGUAUGUUGAAUAUACCAAACUUAUGUGUGUU
Messenger RNA from Daphnia carinata, 1274 nucleotides. RefSeq names its product peroxisome assembly protein 10-A-like. The transcript has 5 exons. Gene Ontology annotation, molecular function: zinc ion binding. Gene Ontology annotation, cellular component: peroxisomal membrane. The coding region runs from base 293 to 1195 and encodes 300 amino acids. NCBI's taxonomy places the organism in Eukaryota, Metazoa, Arthropoda, Branchiopoda, Diplostraca, Daphniidae. The record is from RefSeq and is a predicted model, not a curated record. Gene Ontology annotation, biological process: protein import into peroxisome matrix.